Messenger RNA from Myotis lucifugus (little brown bat), 4416 nucleotides. It is a transcript of the gene UVSSA, whose product is annotated as UV stimulated scaffold protein A. Gene Ontology annotation, molecular function: RNA polymerase II complex binding. Lineage: Eukaryota; Metazoa; Chordata; Mammalia; Chiroptera; Vespertilionidae. The record is from RefSeq and is a predicted model, not a curated record. The transcript has 6 exons. The coding region runs from base 49 to 1311 and encodes 420 amino acids. Gene Ontology annotation, cellular component: chromosome. Gene Ontology annotation, biological process: transcription-coupled nucleotide-excision repair; response to UV.
AACCUCACAUGAGAACGUGGAGAGAGAGGGAGAGAGAGAGGAACAUCCAUGGGCUGCCUCCCGUGCCCCCCCAACCGGGCACUGAACCCACAACCCUUCGGUGCACAGGACGGCGCUCUGGCCAGGGCUUGGCUCGGGUUCUACGGAAGCAGAAAGGGGUGGGGGUGGCCGCUCGAGGGGGAGAAUGCGGACAGAGGGCGUGUGUCCCUGCCGCUGGCGGUACUCCCCACGCGGCGUGGAACUACCGUCCUCACGGGGGUCCCCAGGUCCUCGGAGGAGCAGCUGAGCCGCGCCUACCACCUGCUGACGGCCCAGCUGAGGCAGGAGCACGCCGAGGUCCGCCUCUCCGCCUUCCAGGUCGCCGAGGAGCUCUUCGCCCGCUCCCACCUGUUCCGGCUGCUGGUCGUGUCCGACUUCCAGGGCUUCCUGGAGCUCACGCUGGGCACCGACCCCCGGCAGCCCCUGCCGCCCCCCCGGGAGGCGGCCCAGAGGCUGAGGCAGGCUGCCGCCCGGGCUGUGCAGGGCUGGAGCGAGAAGUUUGGCGCGGCCUAUAAGAAGCUCGCCUUGGGCUACCACUUCCUGAGACACAGCCAGCAGGUGGAUUUUCAGGAUGUGAACGCCAGGACGCUGGCGGAGAGAAAGCGAGAGGAGGAGAAGCAGAGGCGUUUAGACAGAAUCUACCGGGAAAGGUCCGAGCAGGCCGUGCGGGAGAUGGAGGAAAUGUCCGGGGACAUCCGGGACUGCCUCACGGAGGUGGACAGCUGCUUCCAGCUGCUGGUGCCCUUCGACUUGGGGCCGCACCGGGGGGCCGUCGCGCCUGCUGUGGCCUCUGGGGCGCCCGAGGAGGGCCCCCCUCGCCUGGCCAGUGCCCCGGACCUCGGGGACGAGGAGCAGCCCUGCUGCAGCAAGAGCCUGCCUGCCUGUGUGCGCCGCCCAGUGGCCACCACGGGGGCCUCCUCGGAGGACGAGGAGGAAGGCGAGGACAGCGACCAGGAGGACUUUGUGCGGAGCCAUGGGCUGGGCUCCCACAAGUACACGCUGGACGUGGAGCUCUCCUCAGGCAGCCUCAGGGUGCAGGAGGACGAGGACAACUGCGCGGUCAUCCAGUCGGCCCGGGACGCGCUCAAGCUCAUCCAGAACAAGUUCCUGCCGGCUGUGCGCACCUGGGUCCAGCUGUUCACCCGCGCAGGUACCCGUGGCCAGCACUUGGAGGCCGCCAUCGACUUGAAGGCUGAGCUGGAAACCGCCCUGCGGAGAUCCCAGGAGCUGGACAUUGAGCCUGAGGGGCCUCGCACGAGGGAGGGCCAGUAAACAACCUUCCUGUGACGUGGCCCCUCCAUCACGCUGAAGGCCAAGCCGCUGCCUCGAGGGGCUGAGAGCAGGGAGGGUCUGCAUGCUGAUCUCCUGAGGACUGAGGAGCAUCUCAGCCAGGCCUCUCCCGCCCCAGCGCCCCCUCCCCCCCACCUCCCCCCUGCAAACACCUGCAUCAGCUCGCCUUCCCAACGGCCCUGCCAGCCCUGUGCGCCAGCCACCUUCACAUGUUGUUCCUCUAACUCCAAAGGCAGCUCCCCCAGGGGUUAUGCUAUCGCCCAUUUUACAGGUGGGAAGACUGAGUCGGGCAGUUGUGUGAGCCUUGUCUUCCUCCCAAGGCUGAGCCACCCAGGGAGGGUGCCACCCACAGUGUCACAGGGCGGGAGUCCUGCCUCCCGAGCUCUGGGAGGCCAGGCCGAGCCAGAGAGCAGGACUCCUCAUCGAGCUUCCUCUCCAUGCUGGAAGCACCUCCCCAGCCAGGAAGCGAGGUCUCGUCAGGUGCAGGAGCUCAGGGGGAAGGCUCUGUGCCCUGCGCACUCUUGACGGCUGCGGCCUCCAUGGCGCACCUGUGGUCGCUGGAGGAGAGGGCUGUCCAUUGGACCAAAGCCUGGCGUGGGCGCCCGGCCUGUCCCCUGGCUGCCUCUGCUGAGGUUCACGCAUGCGCCCUUACCUGCCUGCCCGCUGCCCAUUUGCCCAGACCCAGCAGAGCUGGACCCCAGCCUCACCCCCGAGAUGGACCUCCAGGCUCAGCACCCUCCUACCCCAGCAACGGGCCGGGCCACGGGAGCAGCCCCACGCAGGCUGCAUGCCGCUCACUCCUGCGAGCCAUCAGGCCAGAGAGGGAAGGGACAGCCCUUCGAGGACGGGCGGCUCCUGUCCCCAGCUCAGGGCUGGGCCACGCAGGCUGUGGGGUCCGUGCGCUCACACGGCCAGCCCGCUGCCCGUGUCCUCUGCUCUCUGAUGCUGCUGAGAUAGCGGCCUGGCUGGGCAAUUUGCACGGCCUUCUGGGAGGGCAUUAGCAUAUAAAUAGCCGCCGGAUGACGGCCAUCACAGCUGAGCACGUUUAAUUUUUAGUUUAUAAGAUAGAAUGGGGUUUUAAAUGCAUAGCCAUCAAGGCUGAGAGACAAAUGCAGGUGGGAGCUCACUUGUCUGACGAGGCCUUACAUCAUUUUUUUUUUAAAAGGGAAACACACAUAAACUGAACAGAAGUGAUUUCUUGGGUGAAAAGUAAUUGAGAUUGCGCACCGAGUUAAUUAGAUCGCACAGAAUUUAUUUAAUGGUCCCAGCUGUAUCUCGGGCGGGCCUGGUGGGCGGGCUGCCCUGGCGCGAGGCGCGCAUCCCAUCCCCUCUCCGGUAAUUAGUAACCUCGCUACCUCACUUCUGCAAACUGAUUGCGUUGUAUAUUUUAGCCGUUUUAUUGCUUGUUUAAUUAUGAUUGUGGAGGCUCAUUUUUCUAGAUCCUUUUAACUGUGGGUGAAGAAUCCGUUCGUAUAGAACCAGCGAGGCCAUGGCCUCCUCCAGGCCUCCCUGGCUGCGGGCGGGCUGAUCGUCUGAAAGCUUAGAAAAGCCCAGGAGGAGUCCGGUGGCUGCAGGACUGACCACCUGCAGGGCCCUCACCUGUUAGGGGUGAGCACGUGGCCGGCGUGACCUUCACGAGUCCCAGACGAGGAGCCAGGUCAGGUCGAGAUCUGAAGCUGCUCCGGGGACACUGACAAGAAAAGCCCAAUGGCCUGCCUUCAGCUGAGGCCACCUCAGGGCGUGACCUCCUCCCAGAGUCCUCGGGCAUCCUGGCCCCUGCUCUGCCCCCAGCGCCUCCCCCACCGCCUCUCAGUGCAGGCUUCUGACCCCAUCCAUGACCUUUGACCACGUGGGGAGGUUGUUGCUGCUGCCUUGAACCUCGGGGCUGGCCCCAGGAGCUCAGGUGCAGGCCUCCGUGGCCAGCUGUGCUGGGUCCAAGGUUGUGGGAGGAGUGGCAGCCUGGGGGGCGGUGCUUCUUGGAACAGGUGCUUGGUGGGAGGCCCACGGGCAGGCCACGCACGCGGAGGCCACGGAGGGCGGGGCAGCAGUGCCUUCCCCACCUGCCUGGGCGCACAGUUGCCUGGAGCCCCGUGCAGACUCCCUGGGCCUGUUGAGCUCCCCUGGGACCUGACACGGCAGUGGGAGCUGUCGAGCUGAGGGUGGUGUUGGCCGGAGGCUGCUCUCGGCUGCAGUGAGCUGUGACCCAGCGCUGAGGGUGGCCCUGCUGGCACCUCCGGAGGCAGUUCUCACAGGCCCUCGCCCCAGCCUGUCCCGGACUCGGGAGCGGAGGCCACGCUCCGUGUUUAAGGAGUGGAGUGAAGGUGUGUGUUCCUGCUCGUUAGCUCAGCAGCUGGAUAUGUUUUAGAAAGUGAAAAUUUAACACAAGUCCCUGGUGAAAUUCGAGGGUGGGAGCAAUAAGCACAAUCUUUUAUGAAAAUGACCCCCAUAUUUAAAACGUGGCAUCUGCGUUCUGCAUUGUAGCACCCGGUCGGUCCACAUCUACCUUUUAGGAAAUUAAAACACAUAAAUUCUGUUUAGUGUUGGGUGCGCACUAUGAGGCUGGGAGCCGUCAUGCCCUCGAACCUUGGGCUGCUUUCCCUUUCAUAAAUUCCGGGGAGAUUCUAUACAAAAAUAAUUUUCAGGUCCGCGGCUCAUUGUUAUUCAAACGUGAUUGAUUGUCGUCAUUUGCUCAGCUCGGGAGUUAAGUGCCCCUGUCAUUUCCAAAGAGUAUAAUUGGGACGUUUCACAGGUCAGCGGCGGAGACAGGCUUCCCUUUGAUCAGUGUUAGGCUGAUAACAGAAAUUGCCGUUUCCAGUGAUGGAUGUCUCCGCACUCCAGGCAGGGCUGCCGGAACCCAAACCAAGUGCAUUUGCAUCUGAUUAUGCCUCUGGGCUGCGGAACCAGGUACCGCCUGCAGCCCAGGGUGCCUCGGCCCGGACUUGGCCGUGGGGCCACGCGCCGCCCCCUGUGGCCAGUGUUGUGUCGGGGCCUGUGUCCGAUGGUCCUGAACCUGCGUUUGCCCCUGAGCCUGACCAGCCCGUCGCUGGUGCUCAUGGGACAGGGUCUGUCUCCUUCCUGCUGCCUUUC